This is a messenger RNA of Aspergillus ruber CBS 135680, 591 nucleotides long. RefSeq lists its product as uncharacterized. The record is from RefSeq and is a predicted model, not a curated record. The coding region runs from base 1 to 591 and encodes 196 amino acids. The transcript has 2 exons. Lineage: Eukaryota; Fungi; Ascomycota; Eurotiomycetes; Eurotiales; Aspergillaceae.
AUGUCAAAUUACGGUGGUGAAUACAAUGGCCAGCAUGCCCAGGGUUCCUAUCCACCUCCUCGAGCCCACUCUCAAGACCCAUACCUCUACGGCCCUACAUACGGACCAGGAGUACCUAAGGCUCAAGACCAUCAAGCGUUACCAUACCACUUCCACCAGAGCCAGGGUUAUGGCGAGAAUUACUCCUACUACAAUGACGCCCCACCCCCGGGUGCAGAGGGCGCUGCUCCUGGUGCCGAGGCACCAGAUGGUGAGAAGGGUCUCGGAUCAACCGUUGCAGGCAGUGCGGCUGGGGGAUAUGCAGCCCAUAAAAUGGGUGGUGGAAAGCUGGCUACCACAGGAGGUGCAGUCCUUGGGGCUGUAGGUAUGAACAUGGUUAGCCACAAGCUGAAACAGAACAACAGCCAGCAACCUGCCCAGACUGUUACAGCCAUCCCCGUCGCGGCAGCCCCCGUUUUCGGCGCUACUACCGUUUUGACGAACGACGGUCUCGGUGGACGCCUGGGUCUGGGAUCGGAUUUGGGUGUAGGUGGCGGUCUUGGUCUCGGUCGAUCUCGUCGGAGGAUUGCCCGUAGGCGACUUGACUUUUAA